UCGGGGUUCAAGCAAUGUCUCAUUUGGGAUUCACCGACAGUUGACAAAUAGGUUGUAGAGACAACAGACAACAGCGAACGCAAACAGCAGUUUUUGAUUUAAAUAGUUUAUUGCAUUUAAUUUAAAUACUUUUUUUUUGUGGAAAUGGAGCUUAAAGGUAAAAAUGUGAUAUAUUCAGGAGGUUUUGGGGGCAUCGGCCAAGCAUGCAUCAAAGAGAUCCUGAACAGUGGUGCUAAGCAUAUGACAAUAUUUGAUCUCGUUGAGAAUAAAGAAGCCAUGAUUGGGUUUAAGAAGUCUUACCCUGGUGCCACAAUUGAUUUCAUACCGUUCGAUAUGCGAAAAAAGGAGACGAUCACAGCGGCCUUUAAAACAGCUAAAGCUAAAAUGGGGCACUUUGACGUUCUGGUCAAUAGUUGCGGUAUAAUGAUGGAUAGUGAAGUUGACCUAACAAUCCAAAUCAACUUGAUGGGUCUAAUCCAUAGCAACCUAGCUGCGCUGCCUUAUAUGGAUAAAUCAAGUGGGGGACGCGGCGGUGUUAUUGUAAAUAUUUCAUCUGUUGCUUGCUUGGAACCACCACCUUUAUAUCCUAUAUAUUCGGCUUCCAAAGAUGGUGUAAAAGCGUUCACCCGUUCCAUGGCGGAUCAAGUGUACUACGAUCGUUUCGGCGUCAACUUUAUAACAAUAUGUCCAGGAAUCACAGACACCCCCAUGUCAGAGGGUUUUUAUACAAGAGUUUUUUUUAAGUUUGUCGAGGAAAAAGCUCAAGCUCUUGCCAAAGCCAAACAACAGCCUGUAGAUGUGUUAGCAAAGAAUAUAAUAAAGGUAAUGGAAACUGGCAAGAACGGUGGUGUCUACAUGCUGAAUUUAGGCAAUAUUGAAGAGAUUACAUUUCCCAAGUUUUGGGAAGCCACUUUUUAGGCACACUAAGAUAUUGUGACAAUUAUUAAAGAUAGUGUAAUAUCAAUCAUA
Zeugodacus cucurbitae (melon fly) is the source of this 969-nucleotide messenger RNA. Its product is annotated as alcohol dehydrogenase. Bases 145 to 918 code for a protein of 257 amino acids. Gene Ontology annotation, cellular component: cytoplasm. The transcript has 4 exons. NCBI's taxonomy places the organism in Eukaryota, Metazoa, Arthropoda, Insecta, Diptera, Tephritidae. Gene Ontology annotation, molecular function: alcohol dehydrogenase (NAD+) activity. The record is from RefSeq and is a predicted model, not a curated record.